ACAUAGAACCAAUAGACGAUAAACCAGAACCUCCUUCCGAGAUCAUUGAACCUAGUAAUGAUGAAGUUGAACCAUUUCCCGACUUAUCUGCAAACGAUGAACCCAAAUCCAGCAAUGAAGAAGCUAUAACCCAACUGGAAACAGUACCAUCUUCGCUCCCAACCAGAGCAGAAAGGGAGUCGAGUUUAAGAGAAUGUGCGGUUAAACAUGGUGAGGAUCCCGAUAAGUUCGUAACUAUAACUGAAAAGGAUAGAGAUUUAGCGAUGAUAUUCCGGGAUAAAAUGAUGUCAGAUGCAGAUAUGAUCGAUUUUGCACGAAACGAUGGGGACGAUCCAGAGGAAUAUAUGGAAUUGUCUAGACGAGAAAAAUUGAUAUGUAUCGAGAUCAAGCUCCGAAUGCAUGAAGACGAUGGAAAACCUCGAGCAGAUGCUUAUGAUGAUGAAGAAUGGAAAAAAAACAUAGCGAUACUCCAGGAAAAUAGAUAUCUAUGGUAA
Diversispora eburnea is the source of this 494-nucleotide messenger RNA. Lineage: Eukaryota; Fungi; Glomeromycota; Glomeromycetes; Diversisporales; Diversisporaceae. The record is from the annotation of a GenBank genome assembly.